GGCGGCCCCCAAUAGUGCGAGAAGAAGCCGUCGCCGUCGUGGAAAAGCGGCGCAUGUGAACGGCUCCUGGGCUCGCCGUUGACGCUAGACUUUCUCCACGCCGAUUUGCUCCACCAAGUGCCUCGGUCUAAAUAGUUUUCCCAUGGGGAAAAUCCACCAUAUAGUAGACUCACGGCCCGCCUAAUCGACGUGUUCGUGUACUGGUUUCUUCUUGUACGAUAUACGACGUUUCCUAGACACCUGCAUUCUCUUCUUCUCAUAUCGCGGGGUUAAAUCUCGGACAUUUUCUGGGCGGUGAGCGGAACCACGUACGGCCAGUCACCCACCGGCACAAUGGCACCACCUUCACCUACAACGCCCUCCUCUUCCUUACAAUCCUCCUCACACUCCCGACUCUCCCAAAUCGCUUCCCAGAUUGCUCCAAUGGCUGCUUCGACGAGUUUCAGCGCCGACGUGGUGCCUCAAGCCCCGGAGGAUCCCCUCUUUGGCUUGAUGGCCGCAUAUCGUCGCGAUACAGACCCGAACAAGGUGGAUCUAGGCAUCGGUGCAUACAGAGACGACGAUGCGAAGCCGUGGGUCUUGCCUGUGGUCAAGCUGGCCGACGAGAAACUCCACAGCGACCCCAAUCUCAACCACGAAUACCUGCCCAUCGCGGGCCUUGCGGACUUUACGUCUGCCUCGCAGAAGCUCAUCCUCGGUGGAGACAGCCCCGCUAUCAAGGAGAAGCGGGUCACCAGCCUACAGACCAUCUCCGGCACCGGUGCCGUCCACCUAGGAGCCCUCUUCCUCUCCAAGUUCUACCGCCCCAACACCCACCGAACAGCCUACUUCUCCGACCCAACAUGGCCCAACCACUUCCAAAUCUUCGGCAACGUCAACCUCCCCACAGCCACAUACCCCUACUUCUCCAAGCAGACCAAAGGCCUCGAUUUCGACGCCAUGAUCGGCUCCCUUGAAUCCGCCCCAGAAGGCUCCAUCAUCGUCCUCCACGCCUGUGCGCACAACCCCACCGGCGUAGACCCCACCCAAGACCAAUGGAAGAAGAUAGCCCAAGUCAUCCGCUCCAAGAAGCACUUCCCCUUCUUCGACACCGCAUACCAAGGGUUCGCCUCGGGCGACCUCGCCCGCGACGGCUGGGCAAUACGCUACUUCGUCGAGCAGGGCUUCGAGCUGUGCAUCGCGCAGUCGUACGCCAAGAACUUUGGCCUCUACGGCGAACGCGCCGGGUGCUUCCACUUCGUCACCUCGCCCAGCUCCGAAGCCGAGUCCACAAUCGCCCGCGUGGCAUCCCAGCUCGCCAUCCUGCAGCGCAGCGAAAUCUCCAACCCCCCCGCGUACGGCGCGCGCAUCGCCUCGCUCGUGCUCAACGACCCGGAGCUCUUCGCCGAAUGGGAACGCAACCUCCAGACCAUGUCCGGCCGCAUCAUGGACAUGCGCAGGGCGCUGCGGGCGAAGCUCGAGGAGCUCGGCACGCCGGGCACGUGGAACCACAUUACGGAUCAGAUUGGCAUGUUUAGCUUCACGGGCUUGACCGAGGCGCAGGUCAUGAAGCUGAGGAAUGAUAGCCAUGUGUAUAUGACGAAGAAUGGGCGGAUUUCCAUGGCCGGGCUGAAUACGAAGAAUGUCGAGUAUUUCGCCAAGGCGGUGGAUAAGGCGGUGAGGGAGACGCAGUAGAGGGGAUAGGAAUGAGGGAGUGGAGCAUUCGUGCGAGAGCAAUAGAGAAUUUCUCUGUUUGCUGGGGUCUUUCCGUGCUCGGAUGCCGAAC
This is a messenger RNA of Westerdykella ornata, 1765 nucleotides long. RefSeq names its product aspartate aminotransferase. The transcript has 3 exons. Bases 334 to 1674 code for a protein of 446 amino acids. NCBI's taxonomy places the organism in Eukaryota, Fungi, Ascomycota, Dothideomycetes, Pleosporales, Sporormiaceae. Gene Ontology annotation, biological process: L-aspartate biosynthetic process. Gene Ontology annotation, cellular component: cytosol. Gene Ontology annotation, molecular function: L-aspartate:2-oxoglutarate transaminase activity; pyridoxal phosphate binding. The record is from RefSeq and is a predicted model, not a curated record.